CUGCCCGCUGAGAUGUGAAGAACGAGGAAGCCGAGUCUCUGACCUGAGGAGAGAAGUCAUUACAAACAAGUAGUGUUGUCUUAUUAACUCAGACGUGCGUUCAAGUGUAAUUAACUUGCGUAAACUGGAGGGAUGGUGCGCGGCUGUGCGGAAGGCUCGUACGCUCGGUUUGUGGAGCGACACCACUCAGCGCUGAAUUUUACGCUGCUGGUUGUCGGUUACAUCCUGUACCUCAUCGUCGGCGCCGGGAUCUUCUCCGCCAUCGAGCUGCCGUACGAGCUCGAGCUUCGGCAGGAGCUGGUGGCUGCCCGGCGGGACUUCCUGCGCAACAACACCUGCGUGUCCGACGCGCGCCUGGAGGAGCUUCUGGUCCGCGCGCUGGAGGCCAGCAACUAUGGAGUGUCCGUAUUGGGUAACGACACCAACCAGAACUGGGACUUUGUGUCCUCUUUGUUCUUCGCCAGCACCGUGCUGACCACAACAGGUUAUGGUCACACCGUUCCUCUCUCAGAUGAAGGAAAGACCUUCUGUAUCUUCUACUCCCUCUUUGGCAUCCCCUUCACCCUCUUCUUCCUCUCCGUUGUGGUGCAGUGGAUUAUGGUCCUGGUGAGUCGGCGUCCAGUGUCCUACUUCCACCAUCGAUGGGCCAUGUCUAAAUCAAAGCUAGCCAUCAUACACGCUACCUGCCUAGCCAUCGUCAUUGCCCUGUUCCUCCUCCUCAUCCCUGCGUGGGUCUUUACCACCCUGGAGAAGGACUGGAACUUUCUGGAGUCUCUGUAUUUCUGUUUCAUCUCUCUCACAACAAUUGGCCUCGGGGAUUAUGUCCCCGGAGAGACCCACAAUAAAGAGGACAACCCACACCCACUGCUCUACAGGCUGGCCAUUACAGUCUACCUGCUGCUGGGACUGGUGUGUGUCCUGGUUGUGCUGGAGACGUGUUAUGAACUUCCCCAGAUGAAACGCUUCAGACGGAGGUUCUACCGAGAAAACGUUAAGGAGCUCGACUCAGAGACCGCCAACAUCAUCGACCGCGAUCACAUGAGCGACCAGCUGAGCGACCCCUCGGACCACGUGACAGAUCACCAUUCACCGGUCAUCCCCUCUGUGUCAGAACAGGCUGCGUCUCUGCGGCAGGACAGCAAGUCAACGUCUUACACCCCAGCGUCUGCAGCUGCUGCUAAUGGAAAGCUGAGAUGACAGAUUGUCUGACACACAUUGUUUUUGAGAGACUGGUCUAUAGUCUGAGCCUCAGUACACUUUAGCUGUGUAUCUACAUCUAAGAACUUAAUCACUUAAAAAGGGACUGCUUUAUGCAACUGCCAACACUGACAGACAUUUGUGGCAUAAAAGCCGCAGCCACCCACAGACUAUCGCGGGGGCAUUGUUUUCUUGUUCUUGUUCCUGUUGCUCCACUCCCUGCAGAUAAGAGUUAGAUCCGUGACACAGAGGAAGGGCCGGACUCUCCAAACAGAGGGAAACCCAAUGAGAUUCUGCUUCCUGCAAAGGUCAUGAUGCCAUUACUCCAAAGUGACACACUUUGCUCUGGAGGAUUUCACACCAGCUCUUAUCACAUUGUAUGAUCUGUGGUGCUAUUUGCAUUGGAAAUUUCUCUUCUUGGUGUCAUAAAGCAGUAGCGGGACAAUCAGACAUACCAUCAGUUGGCCUGUUGUACAUUAUGCACAAGAAUUCCAAGAAGAAUAAACUUUUUUCUUCUUUCUUUUUGCAUGCAGGUGAUUAUUGGCUUUCAGUUCCUGAUGGACUGCUGAACAAUACUGUUCAAAAGUUUGCAAUGUCCUGUUAUACUAAUGUUUUUCUUCUUUUCUCCAAUAGUCGCUCUUUGAGCACAGAUAAAUACAUUAUUAUUCAAAUCCAAAUGUAUUAUUUAUAUUUAACGUAGUUUGGGAUCUAAAUGAAGAAUACUUAAAUGAUUGAAACUUCUGUUUUGUUGAUACCUGCAAAAUACCCUUUAAUUUUGAAUUUAUUUUCCAGAUAGUUUAUUAAUUUAGAUGCCCAGCAUUUAAUCCUCCCUUUAUAUAAGUUAAAAUGCUUUUUGUUCAGUUCGUUUUAGAUUUGUUGGUUGUUUUAUCAUUUCAGAUGCUACAGUUUGUGGUGCUGUGGAACUCCCUGUUUUUCUUACUGAUAUGAACAGUAGUAACACAAACGUGUUAGUAUAUCGUAAUACAGUUACAGCAUCACAAAGUGUAGCCUGAUUAAUGAUCCUACCUUUUAAUGUAUUUGAAUGGGUAAUCAUAGUGCAGUGUGUUCGUUUAGCCACCAGAGGGCAGCACUUUACUUUUGCAUGAAGAUUUACAUGAAGUUCGCUUCGUUACUGGGCAUUUCAUGCUGCUCAAGAGUGUUUCUUAACAAUGGAAUCAUGCUGCAAGAAUAUGUAAUUGUUACAAAUGAUUAUGAGGAAGCGUUCAUGUUGCAGUUGUUAUUAUUAUUAUGCAUAUGUUUUGUCAAAGCCAUCCCAGUUUACUGGAGUGCUAAUACAAAUGUGCUGUGCAUGAUGAAUGUCUCAUUAGCUUUUGAAGUUCAAAAAAUAUAACUUGUCGUCCAUUUAUGAUUUUGCUGCUGUCUGUCAUUUUGCUGCUUUACUUGUUUCAACCGAGAGAAGGACACUGUAAUGGCAGCUUUUAUAAAAUCUAAUUAUCAUUUGUGAUAAAAUGCAAAUAAAGUUAUGCAACAUUAAA
Molecule: messenger RNA, 2693 nt
Organism: Scatophagus argus
Lineage: Eukaryota; Metazoa; Chordata; Actinopteri; Scatophagidae
Product: potassium channel subfamily K member 1-like
Exons: 3
Coding region: 133-1197 (354 amino acids)
Biological process (GO): potassium ion transmembrane transport; stabilization of membrane potential
Cellular component (GO): membrane
Molecular function (GO): potassium ion leak channel activity
Source: RefSeq, a predicted model, not a curated record